GUUCGAUUUUCACGCUCCCUCCCAAAACCCACAACUCUUUCUUUCUAGGGUUUUGUAGAGAGAAUGGAAGAAUCAAUUCUAUCAUUAGUAAGCAAUCUAGAAAUUCUAGACACACUCAGCGCUGAUUCAGUUCAAGAAAUUGUUGGCAGCUAUGGCAGUUUCUGUUCCGCCACCCUAUCUCUUCUCCACGGAGGCGACGCCUCCGAUCUCUUCUCCCACGUUCAAAUCCUCUGCAAGCACGGCCUCCUUUCUCUCGUUCGCGAUUUCUUUCUCAAGUCACUAGAGGAAGCUUUCGAGAGAAACCUAGCGUCAAAAUUUUGGCGGUAUUUUGAUUGUUAUAGCAAUGUAGGAGCUAAUUAUGAAAUUGAGUUGCAGCAAGUUUUGUGCAGAGCACUUGAAGAGAUUUCGUUAGAGAAACAGUAUCAGGAGAAGUGUUUGUUACUGUUAGUUCGUGCUUUAUUACUGGAAGGAAAAACUGAUUCUGAUGUCGAAAGAGAAUAUCUUUUUUCCAAGUAUCGAUUGAUGGUUUCUUCAGUUCUAAUGGCUAGUCUUCCUCGCCAUUUUCCUGAACUACUACACUGGUAUUUUAAGGGAAGGCUGGAGGAGCUGAGUACAAUAAUGGAUGGAGAGUUUAAUGGUGGUGAUGAUGAUGGUGGUGAUGAUGAUGCUUCUCAAGAUAAAGAUGACAUGGAUUUAGAUGAGAUGGGGAAAAUGUUACAUAGGAAUGGUGCGAUGGAUAUUGAUGAAAGCUGCCUACAAGGGAAAUUUACAGAGAAUAACAAUUUAGUGAAGAAUAUUGGAAAGGUUGUACGUGACCUCAGAAGUCUUGGAUUCACAUCUAUGACUGAAGAUGCGUAUGCUUCUGCCAUCUUUUUGCUUCUGAAGGCUAAAGUACAUGAUCUGGCCGGCGACGAUUACAGGGCUUCAGUUUUGGGCUCCAUUAAUGAGUGGAUCAAGGAUGUGCCUCUCCAAUUCUUGCAUGCACUCCUUGCUUAUCUUGGUGAGACUACUAGCUAUUAUAGCCCUUCACCAGGUCACAGGUCACCUCUUGCUUCUCACCCUUCAGCUUGUUAUCCUGCAAUUAAUGCUCCCUCUGAAGGACUUGUUAGAUGGCAUUUGCGACUAGAGUAUUUUGCUUAUGAAACAUUGCAAGAUUUGAGGAUUUCCAAACUAUUUGAGAUUAUUGUUGACUAUCCUGAUAGCUCUCCUGCAAUCGAAGACUUGAAGCAGUGCCUUGACUAUACUGGACAGCAUUCUAAACUUGUGGAGUCUUUUAUUUCUGCAUUGAGAUAUCGCUUGCUCACUGCAGGUGCCUCAACCAAUGAUAUAUUGCAUCAGUAUGUUUCGACUAUUAAAGCACUGCGGACAAUUGACCCGGCUGGUGUCUUUCUUGAAGCUGUUGGUGAACCAAUAAAAGACUAUUUAAGGGGUAGAAAAGAUACAAUAAAAUGCAUUGUCACCAUGCUCACUGAUGGGACUGGUGGGAAUCCAAAUGGAUCUGGAAUUACUGGCGAUAGUCUUCUUGAAGAAUUAAAUAGGGAUGAGGAAAGUCAGGAGAAUGUUGGUGCUGAUGAUGAUUUCAACACAGAUGACAAGCAGGCAUGGGUCAAUGCUGCAAGCUGGGUGCCUGAUCCUGUCGAGGCUGAUCCAUUGAAGGGCAGCAGGAAUCAAAGGAAGGUUGACAUACUAGGGAUGAUUGUCGGCAUAAUUGGUUCAAAAGACCAACUUGUCAAUGAAUACCGUGUUAUGCUGGCUGAAAAGCUUCUCAACAAAUCUGAUUAUGAUAUUGACUUGGAAAUACGUACUUUAGAACUCCUCAAGAUACAUUUUGGAGAGAGUAGUAUGCAAAGGUGUGAAAUUAUGCUUAACGAUCUUAUUGAUUCCAAGAGGACAAACCACAAUAUUAAAGCAACAAUUAAGUCAGCUCAAACAGGUUCAGAACCAGCAGAAACAGGGGCAUCUAUGGAUAUCCUUAAUGCUACAAUCCUAUCUUCAAAUUUUUGGCCUCCAAUCCAGGAUGAGGCUCUUAAUGUACCUGAACCUGUAAACCAGCUACUCACUGAUUAUGCAAAAAGAUUCCAUGAAAUCAAGACCCCUCGUAAGCUACUCUGGAAGAAAAAUCUUGGAACAGUCAAGUUGGAGUUGCAAUUUGAAGAUAGAACAAUGCAGUUAAGCGUGGCUCCCAUACAUGCUGCAAUUAUCAUGCAAUUUCAAGACCAAACAAGUUGGACCUCAAAUAGGCUUGCUACUGUUAUUGGAGUACCUGUGGAUGUGUUGAAUCGGAGGAUAAAUUUUUGGAUAAGCAAGGGAAUUCUUACAGAAUCACUGGGCAAAGACUUGAAUGAUCAUGUAUUUACCCUAGUGGAAAGCAUUGUCGAUGCUGGCAAAAACAGUGGCAAUACUGGUAGUUGUGAGGAGUUGUUAGGAGGUGAUGAGGAGGGAGAGAGAUCUGUAGCCUCUGUCGAGGACCAGAUACGCAAGGAAAUGACCAUCUAUGAGAAGUUUAUAAUGGGCAUGCUCACCAAUUUCGGCAGCAUGGCAUUGGAUCGCAUUCACAAUACUCUCAAGAUGUUUUGCGUAGCUGAUCCUCCUUACGACAAGUCACUCCAACAAUUGCAAAGCUUUUUAUCAGGUCUGGUUUCUGAAGAGAAGUUAGAACUUAGAGAUGGGAUGUACUUCUUGAAGAAGUAAAAGCUGGCAUUCUUGUAAUUCACCCAUCAACUAUUGAAAUAGUAAGCAUGUACAGGAAGAUAUUGAUAUAGCUUAUCAGAGGGAGGUUUGGAACAGCAAAUGCAGCUUUAUGAAGAUGGAGAUCUCUGUAGCAAGACUGUCUCCCUUCCAAUUAUCAGCAAUCCCAACUGUCCUCUUGAAUCAUAUCCAACUCCCGUUAUGCCAAGUACUCCUGCUAUGCACGUCGGGUGAUUUCUAGGAGCUUUCCAUACAUUGAUUACAGGACAGAAAACAAAAGAUGAGUUGCAAUUUCCCAACAAAAUUUAUAAGGGUGUCCUUUUGUGGCUUCCUUUAUUAAUUAAAACAAUGACCCCUCGCUGUCACCGUUAAUUAAUUAAAUUUGUGUCAUAUGUGGUUGAAAACAUUGAUCGGCCCAGCAGGAAGAGGUGGAUUCCAAAAGACCAUCUUAAAUUUUGAAUGGUGGAAAACGAGCAAGUAAAGUAGACAUUGAAUGAAGAUGUUUUGAUCA
Messenger RNA from Populus nigra (black poplar), 3199 nucleotides. RefSeq names its product anaphase-promoting complex subunit 2. The transcript is spliced from 16 exons. Gene Ontology annotation, cellular component: anaphase-promoting complex. The record is from RefSeq and is a predicted model, not a curated record. The coding region runs from base 64 to 2691 and encodes 875 amino acids. Gene Ontology annotation, biological process: ubiquitin-dependent protein catabolic process. Gene Ontology annotation, molecular function: ubiquitin protein ligase binding. NCBI's taxonomy places the organism in Eukaryota, Viridiplantae, Streptophyta, Magnoliopsida, Malpighiales, Salicaceae.